Molecule: messenger RNA, 879 nt
Organism: Paramecium octaurelia
Lineage: Eukaryota; Ciliophora; Oligohymenophorea; Peniculida; Parameciidae
Source: the annotation of a GenBank genome assembly
AUGUUAAAAUAUAUUUUUAAAAAUUCAAUUACUUCCUUUCAUCUCUUAUCCAAAUAUCAAAUAAGCAUAGAUAAGAUUCGGAAUUUUUGUAUCAUAGCUCACAUUGAUCAUGGAAAAUCUACUUUGGCAGAUCGAUUCCUUGAAAUCACCGGGACGAUUAGUAAAGGGAAACAUGAGUAAUAUUUGGAUAAAUUGGAGGUUGAAAAAGAAAGAGGAAUCACUGUUAAAGCAUAAUCAGCAGCCAUGUUUUAUAAAGUUGAUGGAAUAGAGGUAAUAUACAUCAAGAUAGUAGUAUUUGUAUAAUUUGAUUGACACUCCUGGACAUGUCGAUUUUACAUAUGAAGUAUCACGUUCAAUGAGAGCAUGUGAAGGUGCAAUCUUAUUGAUCGAUGCAACUCAGGGAAUCUAAGCAUAAACACUAUCUAAUUAUAUUUUGGCAAAGAAGUAGAAUUUAAAGAUUAUACCCGUUAUUAAUAAGAUAGAUAUGACAUCUGCAAAUACUGAGAGUGUAAUAUCAUAAUUGGUUGAAAAAUUCGAUAUGAAUCCAAAUGAAAUAUUUAAGGUGUCUGCUAAAAAAGGAACUGGAGUUACAGAGUUGUUAAAUAAUAUAGUUACAUUGAUACCUCCACCAUAGGAUCAUAAGGAACUGAAAUGUUUUUUGAUUGACAGUUGGUAUGCUAGAGACAAGGGAGUUGUGUUAUUGAUAUUAAUGAAAGGAGGGUAUUUAAAGAAGGGAGAUUAGAUAUUAUCUUGUGCAUUCAAAAAGAAAUAUGAUGUUUUUGAAGUAGUCAAGUUCAUUAAAUUAGGUAGGGAUUCAAAGUCCAGAGAAUGUUCCUCAGGAGAAGUUGGAACCAGGUUAGGUAGGGUAUGUGAUGACGA